Messenger RNA from Arabidopsis lyrata subsp. lyrata, 3813 nucleotides. RefSeq lists its product as uncharacterized. The coding region runs from base 374 to 3598 and encodes 1074 amino acids. NCBI's taxonomy places the organism in Eukaryota, Viridiplantae, Streptophyta, Magnoliopsida, Brassicales, Brassicaceae. The record is from RefSeq and is a predicted model, not a curated record. The transcript is spliced from 7 exons.
AGCGACGGACUUCAAACGGAAAAUUUUGUUAUAGCUUCUUUCUUGUUCAGUUCCGCUUCCGACAAUCAAACACCACUUCUUUGGAUGAUUUGGAAUCUCUGUUUCAGCUUCUCUGUUACUGCCGCAACUGGAGAUGCAUAAGUCGAGUUCUUGUUUCUGUCAGAAUCUGGAGUUUAAUUUCGUCAGGUGAUACGGUUCUUGUUCUUGAAAUCCUGAGCUUUGAUUCCUAGGGUUUGUUAGAAUUGGCGAAUUGGGUUGUUAUAAAAAUAGGGUUUUUUUUUAGUUUCGUUUUCAUAGCGUCUUGUUCUGUGUAGUUUAGGCUAAGAAUUAUAGAAAUUGGGGGUUAGGGUUUUGUUAGAUUAGAGUUUGCGAGAUGAGAGGAAGAUCGUAUCGGUUUUCGAGUACGGAUCCUCAUGAGGAUUGGGGUAAUGAACUUUGGACUGUGGAUUGUGUUUGUGGUGUGAAUGACGAUGAUGGAACAGAGAUGGUUAAAUGUGAUGAUUGUGGUGUUUGGGUUCAUACUCGUUGUUCUCGUUUUGUUAAAGAAGAAGAGCUUUUUACUUGUGAUAAGUGUAAGAGCAAGAACAAUGUUAAUGAUAGCGAGGAGACUGAGGUUGCUCAGUUGUUGGUUGAAUUGCCUACUAAAACCUUGAGAAUGGAGAAUUCGUGUACUCGGGGUGUUCCGCCGAAGCGUCCUUUUAGGUUAUGGACUGAAAUUCCGACCGAGGAAAAGGUUCAUGUGCAAGGAAUCCCGGGUGGGGAUCCGGCUCUUUUUGAAGGGUUGUCGUCGGUUUUCUCCCGGGAGCUGUGGAAGUGUACUGGUUAUGUGCCGAAGAAGUUUAACUUUAAGUAUAGAGAGUUUCCAUGCUGGGAUGAGCAAGAGAAGGAUGAGAUUGAAAAUGACGGUGCAGGGGUUUUGUUUUCUAUGUCGAAGGAAAAUGUGAUUGCUGCUCCUGUGAGUGCUUUGGUUGGAAUGAAGAGCCUAGAUGGUAAAGGAACCAAUGAUUUGAAGCUUGGUUGUGCAAAAGACGGCAAUAGUGGGGACUCUGGCGAAAUGGAUAGAAAACAUUCUCAGGGUGCCAUGAAGAAGAAUAAGAGGUUGCUUCGUCCUAUGAUCACGAAUAAACGAAGAAAAGAAUUGUUCGGAGCUUCAAAAGAGCGGAUGAAGAAGAAGGUUGAAGGUGCAGACAAAGAAGAAGAUGAUAAGAAAGGGUUUGUCGGUAAAACAGGAAUUCGACCUGCCAGUGAUUCUAAACCAUCAGAAUCUCGUAAGGACAUAGAAGCAGAAGGUUUUACAAGCGACAUUGGGAUCACGAAGAGUGUAAAGGCCAAGAAAGCUUCUUUCGAAGAAUCUAAUAGUGGUGGCCUUGCUCUAGAAACUGGCGGUGAUGAAUCUGGUAAUACAGAAAUUGGUGUUGAAUGCUCCAGAGAACAGAAUCUUUCUGACGUUCAUGCCAAUGGUGCUGGAAAACAGGAAGAGAAAGCUGGUCAUCAUUUUCGAAUUGUGCUUAAGAGCUCUGCAUCUACUGAUCCUUCUGUCCUCGGAGGAAAAGAUGUUCCACACAAUGAGGCUAAUAAGGAGGAGGAGAGACAAGGCACAGUAGCUGACGUUCCGGAAGAUAAUGCAGUUGAUUCUUCUGAAAGUUCCCAGAAGCCUUCUCCUGUUUCCACGGUUGGUAAAACACGAGAAGGUGAAGAAAAAACACACAGUGGGAAAGUCAGUUCUAGAAAGAACAAAUUCCAAAAAGAAACAGCUGAUACUGGUGCCAGUGGAGCUGUAGGCCUGCAGACUCUAGACCCUAUGGAUUCUAAAGUGUCAGGGAGCUCUGUAUCUCAGAUCUCUGGAGCUUCUGAACUUAACAAAAUGACACCGGGCAGUUCACUUCCUGAUGAUCACAAACCGCAGCCUGUUGAUGUGGUAUCAGAAGGAAUAAGUAGUGGCAAUAGAAACAAAGCUAUGGAAUUAAAACGAGAACUGGUGGUUUCGGAAGCAGAAAAAGAUAUUCUGGAAACAAAGCCUGAAUCUGGUUUAUUUCAAGAGCCAACAAAGCCUUUCAGACCUAUUCCCCACACUGUUUCAGGAAAUGGUAGGCCUAAGAUGGUAGUAUGCAUUGGAAAAACAUCGUCAAGUUCAGCCACGGAAAAGUCUUCCCGCUCGAAGCAACAACCAUGUGAUGAUGCUGAUGCUAAUACCAAUGAUGAGGACUGUGUUUCCAGUGAUGUGAUCCGAGAGAGAGAUGGGGAUGAUGAACCUUCAGAGAAAGCUCCGAAACAUCCUAAAUUUUCUAUUACCUCUAAGAAAUCGAUGCAGCAUAAUCGUAUUUCCCAUUCUUCAGUUUCCAAGACUAGAGAGUCUUCCUCUGCUUCAAAGACAUCUUCAGCAGCUCGGAUUAAUGGUGGUUCUUCCGAGGCUCCUAGUAAACAUUCGCUUUCAGGGACCUUCCCGAAAAAUGAAAAGCCUGGACAAUCAAUAUUCCAGUCAUCAACUAAGAACCCUGUGCAGUCUAUAAUUUCCCUUGCUCCAAAUCUGAGCGAUGAAGAGCUUGCGUUAAGACUGCACCAUCAACUCAAUAGCUCUCCGCGAGUUCCUCGUGUACCACGCCUGAGACAGCCUGGUAGCUUGCCCCUGUCUCCAACCGCUCCUAGUUUUAAGCGCACUUCUAGUUCUGGUAGCAAGGAUCACACAACGUUUUCCAGAAGGAAAAACAAGGAUGCAUCCAAAGAAGGUUACCGCAAUUUACGUGAUGAUGAUAGAUGCAGUACAAGGAGUGCCAAAACGCGUCGCUCUCCUGAUAGGAGAACACAACAAGACAGUGGAAGCAGAGGGGGGAGUUUGUGUUCCAAAGGGGAAGAAAAUGAAACCCCCAAAACCUCUUCUUACUCCUCUCGGAAAGUACUUCUCCCGCCAAACUCGGCUACAAGCACAAGCAGCGGACCGUGUUCAUCCAGCGAGUUGAAUGAGCAUAAUAAGCCUUCUCCACACAGUUCCCCUAGGAAUAACGGCACUCCAGUACAUCGAACUUUGCCAGGCUUAAUCAAUGAAAUCAUGAGCAAAGGCAAGAGGAUGGCAUAUGAGGAGCUCUGUAACGCAGUCUUACCGCACUGGCCUCACUUGAGGAAACACAACGGAGAACGAUAUGCAUAUUCAAGCCAUUCACAGGCUGUUCUUGAUUGCCUGAGGAAUAGGCAUGAGUGGGCUCGUCUGGUUGAUCGUGGCCCCAAGACUAAUUCAGGGAAAAAGAAACGGAAGCUUGAUGCAGCAGAGGAGGAGUCAGAUGAGAACGAAAGCAGUAAGGGAAGAAGGAAGAGACUGCAUCAACAUCACUCUCAAGGAGAAGAAUUUCCUAAAGGAAAAAGGAAAGCAAGAAAACGGAGAAGGCUCUCGCUUCAAAGAAAAGGCAUUAAAGUGUUGAGAAAAAAGAGAAACCAAGAAGAAGACGAGGUAAGCGAAGAAGAUGAGGAAGGUGCGUUCUCGGAAACAAGUGACGAGAGCAUCUUCUGCGAAGAAGAAGAAGAAGAAGAAGAGGGCCACGCUACUGCUACUGGUACUGGACAAGUCUCUGCUAGUAGCUCUGAGGAAACUCAAGCCACUUCAUGAGCCUCAUUUCUCUUCUCUCUAUGUAAUAUAUAGAAAGUAUAUGUGUAUGCAUUAUGUAGCUCUGUGUAUUAUACCAAAAAGCUUUUUUCUCAGUAGACAAUACUAAUAAUUUAAGCUUGUCUAGAGGGACAUAUUGGGAAUGGGAUGAUCUUUUUGUGAGCUUGUAUUUACGUUUUUGACUUUUUGUGGUAAAAUAUAAGUUAGGAACAAAAAAA